Meloidogyne enterolobii is the source of this 414-nucleotide messenger RNA. The record is from the annotation of a GenBank genome assembly. NCBI's taxonomy places the organism in Eukaryota, Metazoa, Nematoda, Chromadorea, Rhabditida, Meloidogynidae.
AUGAAUAUAGUAAAUUCAAAAAUAUUAAUUAAAAUUAUUUUUAUAUUUAUUUGUUUGAUUAUAGUUUGUAAUGCUUUUUAUGGAGGGGAUUGUGGGUGUUGCUGUGAUUGUUGUUGUGACUGUUGUUGUGGUUGUUGUACAACAAUGUUAGCCAUUCCCUGUUGUUGUUCAUAUAAUUCAUUUGGAUGUUAUGGUGGAGCUAUUUAUGGAAGAAGGCGUAGACGAAGCUUAGAAAAUCGUUUAAAAUUUAAUAAAAGAUGCACAAAUGAAUUAAUUAAAAAUAAAAAGUGUUCUAAACGUUUUACAAUGGAAAUGAUUGAAAGAUUGCGAGUACAAUCUGGACAAAGACAGAAAAGGGGUAUUGAAAGGAAUCAACAAAAAUUAGAUUUUCUUAAAAAAUUAUUAAAUAAAUAA